Messenger RNA from Emys orbicularis (European pond turtle), 858 nucleotides. RefSeq names its product calcium and integrin binding family member 2 (gene CIB2). Gene Ontology annotation, molecular function: calcium ion binding; magnesium ion binding. Bases 1 to 858 code for a protein of 285 amino acids. The record is from RefSeq and is a predicted model, not a curated record. Lineage: Eukaryota; Metazoa; Chordata; Testudines; Emydidae. Gene Ontology annotation, biological process: calcium ion homeostasis. Gene Ontology annotation, cellular component: cytoplasm; cell periphery; stereocilium. The transcript is spliced from 6 exons.
AUGGCCCAACCAAGGAUGCUAUUGUCCACUGGUGUGACCACGAGCACAGUCAUGUAUCCUUUGUCUUUUAAACACCUUUUUGCCCAGGUCAUUGGCCCUCGAGGGGGAAGGUGCGGUCAGUACAAACACUGUAAGGUGGAUAAGGAAUUGGCUAAAGAGAAGAAAACAACAGGUUGUGCUGAAAGGUUGCACGGCAGAUACCAUGAAAUGGCACCGAACAUUGUGCCCAUGGACUACACCAAGGAUCCAGAUGUUAAACUACCUAUACAGCUUAUAAUUAACAUGCCUGAACUAAAGGAGAACCCCUUCAAGGAGAGGAUUGUGGAGGCUUUCUCAGAGGAUGGAGACGGGAACCUCAGCUUCAAUGACUUCGUGGACAUGUUCUCUGUGCUCAGUGAAAUGGCUCCCAGAGAGCUCAAAGCAAUCUAUGCCUUUAAGAUCUAUGAUUUUAACACAGAUAACUUCAUUUGUAAAUCUGACCUUGAAAAAACCCUCAACAAGCUGACACGAGAAGAGCUAACAGCAGAAGAAAUCACUCUAGUUUGUGAGAAGGUGAUAGAAGAAGCUGAUAUGGAUGGUGAUGGGAAACUAGCAUUUGCAGACUUUGAAAAUAUGAUUUCCAAAGCACCAGACUUUCUCAGAUUUGUUCCAAAUAACAUGAUCCAUGGCACAGUAAAACAGUCACAGAAACACAUUGCUGUCCUGAUGACAUAUUGUAUAGAGGAAUAUGACAAUGUUAAUGUCCUGGAGAUGAUUGUUUCAUUGUGGAAUAUGUGGAGUGUAGAUCCAGACAUACAGGCUAACCAGAUUCCCACGCCAGCAACAGCCAUAUGCGAGAUCACCAUCCCUUCCUCUUGA